Molecule: messenger RNA, 7870 nt
Organism: Drosophila sulfurigaster albostrigata
Lineage: Eukaryota; Metazoa; Arthropoda; Insecta; Diptera; Drosophilidae
Gene: Doa
Biological process (GO): protein phosphorylation
Cellular component (GO): nucleus
Molecular function (GO): ATP binding; protein kinase activity
Source: RefSeq, a predicted model, not a curated record
CGAACAUAAUAUAUGUGCUCUGUAUUGCUUUUUAGUAUCGAGUGGGUGGCGUCAAUGUGAAUGAAUAAAGGAGAGAACUCUUUGUGUUUUCAAUUGUACCUCUUUGUAUAUGUAUAUGUGGUUGUUGCUCUUGUUGUUGUUGGCGACUACUUGAUCAAUUAAUAAGUCACGUCCAAAUUAAAUGCGGCAUGCACUUUAUUUGCCAAAAUGCCAAUGAGGCAUUGACAUUGGGAGCACAGCUCUGCUCCCUCACCAUCCACCUUAUCUUUAUCAGACCACCCUCCCUCCCCCUCCCCCCAUGCCCAUAGUUGAGCAGGGCUAUCGAGAAUCGAGCAAGUAGCAGGUUUCUUUAUUGCAAACGCUAGCAGCAUCGCGAGUCGCGCCGAGCAAGUCGAAGCAAACGCAAUUCGAAUGCAAUUGCAUUUCCCAGUCACAAAAAAAUAAUUAGAUAACAGAUUCAGAUUCAAGUAUAUUAAGUAUACGCUCAGUAGAAGCAAUAGGACAAAAACCACAGCCGUGCGAUGUCCAACGAACUAAGCGAACUAAUCGCGCUCAGCUGCGCAGAUCUCACCACUCGACCGGAGGGGGCAAGUGCUGAAAUCCAGCUCAUCAUCGAUGCCGAGCGUCGUCUGAGCAUUAAGCAAAUGACGGCCACAGAGCUGACCAAACUGCGCGCUGCAGCAGCUGCCGAGGCGGAAGCUCAGCAUCGUGCUGAAAUCGAGGCCAAGGCGCGAGCUCUGGUCGAGGAACAAGUACGUCUGGCUGCCGAAGUCGAGGCCGUGGCGCGGGCGAGAGCAAGGGCCGCUAUCGAGGCUGAGGAGAAACUCCAGCGGCAGCGAGUCUUGGAAAGGCAGAGCCAGAUACAGAAUGCAGAGGAACGGCAACAAAUUAGUCGAGAUGACGACACACCGAGUCGCUCGAGCACCAAGGGAACUUUGCCAGCAACCGCUGCGCAAAGAGAUCGUCUUGUUUCACUGCCCAAUAUUCUAGAUGACGAUAUCGAGGCAGCUACGGGAAGCGGAGACUCCUCGCCUGCCAAGAGCAACUCCUAUCUAGCCGACUCCCUCGAGCUGCUGCGCAGUCAGAGAGCAGCUCGCAUCAGUCGGGGACGCACACCUUCGGCAGACUCUCGGAACCGUGAAAGAAGUACCGCUCCUGAACGCUCCAGCAUAAGCAGUAUCAAUUCUGCUAGUGCCAGUGCCAGUGUCAGUGUCAGUCGACGUGGCAGCACAGCCAGCGCUGUGAGCAAUGAUCCGGCUGCAGAGGUAGCCCAAGCGAUGCCCAAGUUUCCGCUGUCCAAGACAGUGUCAGCUCCCAACAUUAUAAAUCGACGUCGCAGCAGUCUAACUGCUCUCUUUCCUGGUCCAGCUCCUCUUGUGGCGCCCGAGCCAACACUGCACACAAAUCCUGAAGCGCCUGCUACGGUGGAGGACUCGCAUCAAGAAGACGGAUAUCGUGAAAUACCCAGCGGCAAGAUGGUUCAUCGCACAAAGACGCCUCCGCCAGUGGGCGCCAAUUUGGGUGUGUGUCUCAAGCGGGUGACGGCGCCAAGUGGCUCGAUUACCAUCAAGCCCAAAGAUUCUCCCAUGCUGGGCGUUGUCCUCCGAAAGGUGGAAAAGAAGACGGCGCCACAAAAGAGUAUACUGGAUGACGACAAGCCCUUGUAUCAUCUGUCUAUUGUGCGUAGUGACCAUAAGGAGUACAAGCCCGCUCCAAAGCCCAAGCCUAAGCCCACCGCUCCGCCAGCCUCGAAGCCCUCCUCGGGCGGCAUUCUGACCGGACCGCAGGUGGUGCGCACCGUCACUCGUCCGGCUGUGCCGCUGACAAAGCCUCAGCGCCCCCAGCCAGGUGUGCCGAUAACAAUCACCAAAAUCGAAGGCGACAAGAUAAUCAUAAUCAAAAAGAUUAUAGUACCCAAGAACAGUAAGAUACCGGAGCAGUAUCUGCAGGUUGGUUGUGAUGCUGGCAAAGCAGCAGCCACAAUCGCAACACCGUCAACGGAUAAACAGCUAACACUUGGAGCCGCUGCUGCUGCUCCUCCAAUUGCCCCAGUGAAUCCAGUUGGAGAAGCGGGUGCAAUGCAGAAGCCGACGCCAACGCCAGUGCCAGCGAAUGGACAACAGUUCUUUCAGCAGGUUGUUUCGCCACAGUUCGCAACGGUGCUUUCCUCCAGUUUUCCGGAAACGCAAUGUGCAGUUCGCUCGCCCAUCUCAUCGCCGCUUGCAGUACGCAAAAACCGAUCCUUGCUACCAGCCAGUCCCAAGUCGACGCCGCCUUUGCCGCGAAAGCAUCAUCCGAUGGCAUACAAUGCGGCAACUGGCGCGAUCACAACUCCGACGCGUGUGAUGGCAACAGCGAACAGCCAACUGGCCAACAGUCCGGCCUCAAGUAUAUCGCUGUCGUCGUGCAGCUCGCCUUCGUCGUCGCCUCCUCCAGUGCCGUGCCGAGCACCGAAGCACAAGCAACCAGUAGCAGGUGAGAUCGAUCUGGACAAGCUGCUGCAGCAACAGCAGCAGCUGGAAGAGAAGUCAGCGGCCGCAACAAGCAGCGCUAAGUUGGAUGCAAAUUUCUACGAUGCCGAGAUCGAGAUGAUGAACAAGUAUCUAAAGAGUCUUCCAGACUACAGCGAACUGGAUCGCAAACUGCAUCAAGAGUUCAAGGAAUGCGAGGAUCUCUACGAUCGUCUAAAGCGGCAACAACAGCAGCAGCAACCACCUCUGACAAAGUCCAAUUCACAGCAGUUGCCGCAGUCAACAGUGCCACACUCAGUGGCUAGUGGUCUCUGCAAAUCGUCGUCCAUCAACUUUGUCCAAAACAAUAAUAACAGGGGUGCAGCACCCCGACUCGCCUAUCCCUCGAUCUUUGCCCAGACGAGUAGCAAUGAUCAACCCAAGCUGCAGCGCAGCAUCUCCAGCUGCAAUAUGCCCAUUAGCGGCGGCAGCAGCGGAAGUGGCGCUUCAAGCAGUUUUACUCCAACGCGUCCCCAAGGAGCACAGAAAAGUAGUCUGUUGAGCGAUUCGACGUUGUCGCUAAACAAACAGCUGAUGAACGAUUUCUGGAGUGAGAAUCUCUGCGGCUCACAGAAGCGUCAGACGCCGAAGCGUACAUUCUGGAACUAUGAGAAGAUCUGUGGUGCUCAACUGGGCGAUGCAGGACAGCCCUUUAAGAUGGACGCGAAGACGGCCAAGACGCUGGCCAUAUUCGAUCCAACUGUUGCCGAGGCGGCCCAAAAGGAGCUGCAGAAGCCACAGAGCCAUCGCCUACAGAAGAACGCCUCGUUGUCGCAUCUGGAUGUGAAGGUCAGACAGGCAGUAACCAAAGACGAUCUCUACAAGCUGAUUGUCUGCAACGAUCAGUCGCCAACAGCACUAAAAACAACGUCCUUCACCAGUCGAGUGCCCGUCAAGCAGCAGCAGCAGCAGCCCUCGCUGGCUAGCAACCAGCAGCUGAACAAAAGCAUCUCGAUGACGCAUGUGCCUGGCAAUCAGCCGAGUCUAGGAGCAGCUCCAGCUCCAUUGCUACGCAGCUCCAGUCGCACGCAUAUCCCAUGCUACAUGAAGCAUCUGCCAUCGCUAAGCCGCAGUACAUCAAACUCGGCGAUAUUAAUGCCCACAGCUGCAACGCAUCAACAGAAGGUAAUGAAGCAGCAACCAGCAAUUGCAGCAGCCAAUGCAGCUCCAGUCACCAAGCCCACAGCUGGCGUGCUUAAAAGCUCCAGCAGUUCCUGCGUGCCCUCGCCUAGAUGUGCGGCAGCUCUCUUUCGACGUCCCACGGAAACAGCGAAGCAGCAAGCAGCAACCUCUGGAGCAGACUCUACAACAGCAAUGGCAACCGGAAGUGCAACAAUUGCAGAAUCGGCUGCGGAGUGUCCAUCGCUGGAACGCAAGUCGGAGAAGAGCAACAGCACUGUGAGCAGCAGCAGCUUCACGGUGACCAACUGCUGCACCACGCACUUGCCACAUCUCUCUAAGUUUACCUCAUCUUUUCACAUACCGUCGUCAACAUCGACAACAACGACAACCACAACAGCAACGCCGCAGCAGCAGCAAAGUAUUGGCAAAUUGCAAGGGCCAACAGCAGCAGCCACAUCAAUAGCAACAGCGGCAGCAACAACAACGGCGGCAGCAACCUCAUCAUCAUCAACAACACCAUCAUCGUCGUCAUCGGCGGCCACAAAACGACAGAAAGAUGUCGACAAUAAGCUAGAGAAAUGCCUUAACGACAUGCUUAAGCUAAAGAGCAACAGCAGCAAUAACAACACAAAUAGCAUCAACAAUGCAAUGAUGACAGAUGAGCACAAAGAAAAUGCUGCUACGGUCGGCGUCAGCAAAUUCUCUGGCGAGUCGCAAAUACCCGUGCCAGUGCAGCUCUACGAUCCGCAGAAGCCUCUGAUGUCUCAGCAGCAGCAAAGAGUUGCCUAUCCCAUUGGCAAGUCGAAUUCAACCUCUCAGCUGUCCAUGGGCUACCAGCGAUUGCUGCAACAACAACAACAACAACAGCAGCAGCAACACCAUCAACAUUAUCCACAGCAGAAGCGAGCAUUCUUGAACUGGAACUCAUUUGCUUGCUCCACAAUGAAUGGCAACAGCGAUCCGUUCCAGCAUCAGCAGCAGCAGCAGCAACAUCCCCAUAAGCUGCAGCAAUCCUACUCCUCGUCACAUGUGGCCAAGCAGGCACCCAAAGUUAACAGCUCGGGACUGAACAUUUUCCAGCAAAAGAGCACCAACAAGGAGAACAAGUUCGGCCAAUCGAUGGCCAUGCAUCAGUCUCAGUUGCAGCUGCAGUCGCAUCCCCAUCAGCAGCAGCAACAGCAACAAGCUGGAAUGGCGAAUCAGAUGUAUGGCAACAACAACAACAACAGCUAUCAAGCAAUGAUCAACUCGAAGCCAUCAACAAAUUACCAUCAACGUCCCGGCGGAGCACCACUGACGCACUCGGCGUCCUUCUCUGCCGCACAGCGUCCGUCGUUGAUGCAACCGCAUAGCUUUGGGCUGGGCAUGAUGAGUCGCAACUACUAUAACCUGCCCAAGCAACAGCAACCGACACAACAGCAGCAUCAACAACCGCCACUGAGUCACGAGCGAAAACCGCUGCAGACCUUCGAUCCGUAUGCUUAUCCUAAGCCGAGUCAGAGUCAAUGCUCCACCCCCGUCAAAUACCAGGCGCAGCCUCAAGUUCAACCACAUCCGCAUACGCAGUUUCUAAACGCUUCCGUUGGCGGCAACACUGCGCUUCAAUACGAUCCGAAUACAAAUACGCAAUUGUUUUACGGGUCGUCGUCGUUGGUCAUGCAACCGCAGGCGGCAGCGUCAGCGGCGGCAGCACAGCAGCAACCGCAGCUACAACAAAGCAACUCUAUCAUAUUCAACCACUCACAACAACAACAACCACAGUUACACCACCAGCAGCAACAACAACAACAACAGCAGCAGCAACAAAGUGAAAUGUCCAAGUCCGUGCUGGGACUGCAUUUCAUCGAGACAGCAAAGCCCGUCAUUCAAGAUGAUGCUGAUGGUCACUUAAUUUACCACAACGGAGACAUUCUCCAUCACAGAUAUAAAAUCAUGGCCACCCUUGGUGAAGGUACUUUUGGGCGAGUUGUUAAGGUCAAAGACAUGGAACGUGAUUUUUGCAUGGCCUUAAAAAUCAUUAAGAAUGUUGAGAAAUACCGCGAGGCUGCCAAACUGGAGAUCAACGCCUUGGAGAAGAUAGCACAGAAGGAUCCUCAUGGCGAUCAUUUGUGCGUCAAAAUGAUUGACUGGUUUGAUUAUCAUGGACAUAUGUGCAUUGUUUUUGAAAUGCUGGGUCUUAGUGUUUUCGAUUUUUUGCGCGAGAACAACUACGAACCGUAUUCUCUGGAUCAAGUGCGUCACAUGGCUUAUCAAUUAUGCUACUCUGUGAAGUUUCUACAUGACAAUCGUUUAACGCACACAGAUCUCAAACCUGAGAAUAUUCUUUUUGUAGAUUCUGAAUAUACUUCUCACUACAAUCAUAAAAUUAAUCGUGAGGUGCGCCGCGUCAAAAGUACAGAUGUACGUUUAAUUGACUUUGGAUCUGCCACUUUCGACCACGAACAUCAUAGCACAAUUGUGUCCACCCGGCAUUAUCGUGCUCCCGAGGUGAUAUUGGAAUUGGGCUGGUCGCAGCCCUGCGACGUUUGGUCUAUCGGGUGUAUCUUGUUCGAGUUAUAUUUGGGCAUCACAUUAUUCCAGACGCAUGACAAUCGUGAACAUUUGGCUAUGAUGGAGCGUAUCCUUGGACAAAUACCUUAUCGCAUGGCACGCAAUCACACUCUUUAUAGCAAAACCAAGACAAAGUACUUCUAUCAUGGUAAGUUAGAUUGGGACGAGAAGUCCAGUGCUGGGCGUUAUGUGCGAGAUCACUGCAAGCCGUUGUUCCUCUGUCAACUGAACGAUAGCGAGGAUCACUGCGAACUGUUUAACUUAAUCAAGAAAAUGCUGGAAUACGAGCCUUCGUCGCGUAUCACGUUAGGCGAGGCCCUGAGACACCCGUUCUUCGACAGACUACCACCGCAUCAGCGUGUUGGCGAAAUGGGCAGCAGCAAGCAACCACUGUCAUCCGGCAGCAGUAGCCGCGAGCGGUCGCACAGCUUGUCCAGAUGAGAAUUACAGCGAUUUGGUUAUUGUUGACAACAACGCUAAUCCAAACACACACGCAUACAACAAACAUAUAUACACAAUGAGAAGAGCCGUCGCCAGGCAAGCAACAUCGGAGAGUAGCAGCACCUGCAGGAGCAGCAGCAGUGGAAGCAGCAACAUGAGCUGCCAUAAUAUACACAUUACAUACAUAAAUGAUAAUAAUACAAAUGGCGAUCCCUAAUUUAAGUGCUAAAGUCUGUAUAGAAACUUUAAAACUUGACUUGUAUAGAAGACAACUUAUACAAAACCAGAAACCCAAUUGUUUAGUAGAUCUUAAGUGCAUGCUGCAAGCUGCUUGCUUCAUUUAAUCGAUCUGUGCAUUGUGUCAUUUACCCGCCAAUCGUGUUUUGUUUUGUUAUGAUAACCAAAUCGUGCAUAAUAAGGACAUACAUAAUAUUGAUAGGAAAGUCGUCCUCCUGACACAGACGUCUACCUUUAAAUUUAUAUUGAUAUAUAAAUGUAAACGCCACUUAAUUGUGUCCCGUUUAACCUUGAGAUAAAAGAGAGACCCCCAGCUCGUGACUGCAAUGAAUUAAAUUAAAUUAAAGGGAAGAAGAACCUACCAAUGUAAAUGUAAUGUAAGAAUAUCAAUAACACACUCUAGUUCUGAUAUCUAUGCAAAUACACAUGCUGGCAAACUAGACUUGCAACUUAUACUAAAUGUAAUUUAAAUGCUAUUUUCAAGUGCGUGAGUUGUAAGUUAAUGCAAACUUUUACCAAUCGCACACAUACCUACAUAGCUUAUAUAGCCCCGUACAUGUUUACAAUUGUAAAAUAUCAAUUAUUGUGACACCUCGUGUACAGUAUGUGCAUUGUAUACUUUUUGAUCUAAAUUUAUUAGCAGCGAGUCAUUUUACCUAGACUAUGUCGUACAUUUUCUUUUAACCAUCCAAAGGCAAUGAAUAACGUUCUUGCAAGCCCGAAACUCACACAUACAUAGUCCCAUAUAAAGAAAUGAAGUAUACUAAAUAAAUAUAUUUUAAUAAAAACCAAAAAUAGAAAAGGACACAAGAGAGUAAAACAAGUAUACAGUCAUAUACUGAACACAUACUUAAUUCAAAUGAUUGUGAAUUAGUUUAAUAUUACAUAAAUAUUAAUUAUAAAUUACGUUAUUUGCAAUUUAAUAACCCGAUCAAUCAGCAUAUAAGAUACAUACAAUCGAACAUACACCACUAUUAUUGUCAAGUUAUUUAAAUAAACAAUUAAAACAA